Cloeon dipterum is the source of this 3203-nucleotide messenger RNA. Its product is annotated as peroxidase-like. Gene Ontology annotation, biological process: response to oxidative stress. Lineage: Eukaryota; Metazoa; Arthropoda; Insecta; Ephemeroptera; Baetidae. Gene Ontology annotation, molecular function: peroxidase activity; heme binding. The transcript is spliced from 14 exons. The coding region runs from base 331 to 2577 and encodes 748 amino acids. The record is from RefSeq and is a predicted model, not a curated record.
UGGUGCUGCGUUCGACGCUUUUCCCGACCUGCUGGCCCCGCUGUCUCUGACGUGGGUCCUCUAUCUUUAUAAAAUACCCUCUGACCUGCCGCCGCUGUGGACCGUAAAGAGCCAAUCGCAACAGUCACUCAAAAGACACACACUGAUCACACCAACGCAGCAAUCGCGCCGCACCUUUCGGAGGCUCAACUCCCAGAUUUGCGAAUCCGCUUCGCACACAGCAGACCAGCCGCGUUUCCUGGACUUCGCUCAGUCAAAAAUAAGCUCGAUACAGCUGUGAGGAACCACUUUUCGCUCAUCAUUAAAUUUCUAUUAUAUCGCAACAGUGCAAUGUAUGCGAGCGCAGUGCUUGUCACAGUGCUGUGCGUCACCGUUUUUUCGACGGGACUGACGAUCCGUAUCCCUGCGGCUGAACACCUUGCGAACUAUGCGGGUUGGCCAUUCAGAGUUUUUGGCCGUCCCCAGCGAAUGCAGCAAAGUCAACAGUCACUGCCAACGCUAGAAACUGAUGCUUUGCACGCGUCCGUAAAAUUUGGCGAGAACGUAGUAGGGAAAUUGGAAAGACUGGAGAAGACCCUGGCAGGGGCAGAUGUUCGAGUUCGUCCUGGAACGCCUUCGCACGGCCAGCUUAUUGCCAGCAACCCCCAUGAAAACGCUUUGGAAAAGCACCGUCACGCUCAGGUUGCCAUCAGGGCAUCUCAACACAUCGCGGACAGCCAGUGCAGAAGGUUGCGUCUGAAAGAACGUUAUUGCGGAGAAUUGAUUAAUACGCUCAGCCUAGAAGGCACAGAUUUACAAAGCCAAUGCGAGUCAACAGUUGAAAUCAUUUGCAACACCACAUCGCCAUACAGAAAUAUCGACGGCACGUGUAACAACAUUAACCAUCCUUCCUGGGGCAGAUCUAUGACAGCCUACAAAAGAAUGAUACCACCGAAAUAUGGAGAUGGUUUGUACAAACUCAGAAAAUCGCACAGUGCUUCAGCUCCAUUGCCAAGUCCUAGGGAAAUUAGUAUAUCGCUGAUAUCGGAUAAGGACAAACCAGAAAAAGAGGUCACCGCAGCCGUCAUGCAAUGGGCCCAGUUUGUUGGAAUUGAUCUUGCACAAACACCGUCUGCCAAAAUGAUUUUUACUGGGAGUUCAAUAUCAUGCUGUAAACCUGACGGCAGCAACCUUCCACCCCGAUCUGUCCACCCAUUCUGCGCACCGAUUGCAGUACCAUCGGAUGACCCAGUUUUCAAUGAUCGUCAGUGUUUGGACUAUGUUCGGUCAGUGACUGCCCCUAGACCCGAUUGCAAAUUUGGGCCAGCUGAACAAAUGAACCAAGCAACUCACUGGCUAGACUUGUCUAUGGUGUACGGCAUAACAAAAGAAAUUAGCGACAAACUUCGAACACACUCAAAUGGCCACCUAGCUACAAGCCCUGGACCUGCACGUCCUCUUAUGGCUCUUUCCCUUGAGCCAACCAGUGACUGCCAAGGGACAAUUAAGCCUAUAGGCCCUUGUUUUAAAUCUGGCGACAGCCGUGUGAACGACCAACCUAUGCUGACAGCAUUGCAAACAGUCUGGGUGCGCGAGCACAACCGACUGGCUGAUGCACUGCAUGCACUGAACCCGCAAUGGGGCGACGAAACGCUUUUCCAAGAGGCAAGGCGAAUCACGAUCGCGGAAUAUCAGCACAUUACCUACGAUCAAUGGAUACCAUUGCUGUUGGGUGACUUGUAUUCAAAACAAAUGGGACUGCAAAAAUCUGAUUAUUCAGAAAGUGUAAACCCUGCAGUGAGAAACAGUUUUUCUACAGCAGCGUUACAGUUCUUGUACUCAAUGAUCCCAGGCAAUAUUAGUUUGUUUAGUCCUGAACGCCGUUCCAAUACCACAUUGAGAUUGCGAGAGCAUUUCAAUAAGCCAGGAGUUAUACAGAAGCAAGGUAUACUCGACCAACUGUUGAGAAUGUUGGCAACGCAGAGUGCGCAAAAAGUUGAUUUGAUACACACAGAAGAGGUAACACACGGAUUUUAUGCUGGAGAAUUGUCAAAUCUGGGUGCGGAUGCACUGAGCAUUGUUGUGCAACGAGGCAGAGACCAUGGACUGCCAGGCUACAAUGAUUUUAGGAGCGCCUGCGGUCUGCCGAGAAUGUCGUGCAUUGACGAAUUUGCUGACCUGCUCCCAAAAACGGUGGUGAACUUGUUAAAGACUCUGUACGCAAAUGUGAACGACGUCGAUCUCUAUGUCGGCGCCAUGGCUGAACGGCUUGUCGACGGCGCCUUAGUCGGCCCAACUUUUCGCUGCCUGCUGGGAAGGCAGCUGCGCGACACCCGCAAGUCUGACCGAUUCUUCUACGAUCUCCAAGGGCAAGCUGGUUCCUUCACCCCAGAACAAUUGGCGAGCAUAAAGAAGGUCACUUUGGCUCGGAUUUUCUGCAACAACGGAGACGACAUCAAAAUGAUGCAACCAGACGUCUUCUACAAGCCAACCACAAGGGGAAGCUUAGCUGCCAACCCGAAAACUGCGAGUGUGACCCACUGCUCUGAAUUGGCUGACCUUGACCUAUCACCAUGGAGAGAAGCUAAUCAGAAGUAAAUUUAGAUUUUUGCCCCCGAGAGUAACUGAUUACAGCAGUCGUAAGCACAAGCAACAGACUAAUCGAAUUUCAUUGUAGAUACUCAGGUGUUAUAUUAUACAUACAUACUAGUUGUAAGGAAUUUUGUACUGAUAUUUUUAAGCCUGCAGUUCUUAGCCUGCAGCUGUCCUAAUUUUCCUGUCGUCAUGUUGUUAUGCUCUACCAUCUAUUGUAAAUAAUUUGUAAGCGACGAAAAAAAGUAAGCGAUAUGAUAUAUAUAUAUAUAUAUGCAACAGUAAACUGCAGCCAGCAAAAUAUUAUUCUUCAAUCAACACACAAUUCAACCUUUAAGUGUUCAUUCAAAUACCAUAAUAUUAUAAGACUAGAUUUAAAUGUUUUAAUUCUAAAACAGGUAUGUAUUAAACCUGUUUAGAUGGUUCACCAUCAAUGCUUUUCAAGACAUUCAUAUUACAUUAGAAAAUGCUUCACUAAUUUAGAGAAAUUAUUAAUAAAUACAUAUUGUAUACCAAAUGAAACACCCCGUUUGCUUUUUGUUGGAGAUGACCCCAUUAUCAGCUGUAAUUCGUAUAAUUGCAUACAUACAUACUGAAUUUAUAACAAAAUAAAUCAUUCUAGUAAUAAUAAU